UGUGUUUAGUAUUUUUGUAGUAUUUUCGUAAAUGAACGGCCAUACUUUGUGAGCAUUUUGGCGCAUUUUCACAUAAAUUUUAUUCGCGAAAGAAAAUUUAAUUUUUGGAAAAUAUGUCGACGUUGGAAUUGUGCGAGAAGUACUUUGAAACACGAGAUGUGUACAAGCUAAUGAGUCUCCAGAAGGAUGCCAAAGAGAAAGAGAUUAAGAAGGCAUACCACAAGCUGUCACUUCUGGUUCACCCAGACCGUGUGCCGGACGACCAAAAGGAGGAAUCGACGGAAAAGUUCAAGGUGCUGUCGAAGAUCUACCAGGUGCUGACGGACACUCAGAAGCGGGCAUUGUACGAUGAACAAGGUGUCAUCGAUGACGAUGACGAUGCGGAAGGCAAGCUGUCCUCAUGGCUGGAGUUGUGGAGCAAAAUAUUCAAGCCAAUCUCCGAGGAGGAUAUCAACAACUACGAGAAAGAGUAUGUGGAGUCGGAGCUGGAGCGCACUGACAUCAAGAAGGCCUACCUGGGCGGCAAGGGCUGCAUAAACUACCUCAUGAAUCAUGUCCCCUUCAUGAAGGUUGAGGACGAGCCGCGCAUCAAAGUGAUUGUGGAGGCCAUGAUUGCUGCCGAAGAGGUUCCUGAAUAUAAGAUCUUCACGGAAGAGCCAUCGGCCAAGCGCAAGAAGCGGCACAACAAGUACGCGCGUGAGUUUAAAGAGGCCGCUGUCAUCAAGGAACGCAUUCAGCGGCGCCAGCAGCAGAAAGACGAAGAAGAUCUGGAGGCCUCCGGUGGAAAUCUGCAGCAGAUGAUACUCGCACGCAAAAAUCACCGCGAAUCCAACUACAAUUCUCUCAUGGACCGUCUGCUGGAGAAAUAUGGUGGCGAGGACGACUCUCAGUCUGUGGACUUUGGCUCCUUUGAGAAGAAAAAGAAGUCCAAGUCAAAGAAAUCGUCGAAGCCCAACGCCAAAGAGAAGCUCAAAAGCGUUAGGUCCGGCCGAGUAGAAAAGACAAAGAACUAAGCCGCACUUGAAUAUUUCAUAAAUAUACAACAUAUUCGUAUUCCUCAUAAAUAUUUGUAUAAUGUAGUUUAAGUUUA
Molecule: messenger RNA, 1090 nt
Organism: Drosophila obscura
Lineage: Eukaryota; Metazoa; Arthropoda; Insecta; Diptera; Drosophilidae
Product: J domain-containing protein CG6693
Exons: 1
Coding region: 114-1013 (299 amino acids)
Cellular component (GO): cytoplasm; nucleus
Molecular function (GO): heat shock protein binding
Source: RefSeq, a predicted model, not a curated record